AUUUCUUUAAAAAAAUGGAAAAUAAAGUAAAAUUGAGCACAUAGGAUGGAGUUAUUAUUGAAGUAAUUGAUAGUUUAAAAAUAGGUUGAUAAAGAGGUAGCAUGUAAAUCUCAUUUAAUCAACACCAUUAUUGAUGAUACAGGUAGUGAAGAAGAAAUUCCAUUACCUAAUGUUAAAAGCAGUAUCUUAAAGAAGGUGAUUUAAUACUGUGAUUUGCAUAGAAAUGAUAAUCCCCCUGAAAUCGAAAAGCCUUUGAGAAGCAAUAAUUUGUAUGAUUAUUUUUGAUUUUUUAGAUCUGAUUGUGUAGAGCAAAAAGAUGCUGAUUUCAUUGAUAUACCUAAUUUAGAAGAAUUAUUUGAUAUUAUUUUAGCUGCCAAUUACUUGGAUAUUAAAUCUCUAUUAGAUCUGUCUUGUGCUAAAGUUGCUACAUAUAUUAAAGGUAUUAAUAUAAUCCAUGUUUUAAGGCAAAACUCCUGAAGAAAUUAGAAAAACAUUUAACAUUCAAAAUGAUUUAACAUAAGAGGAAGAAUAAUAAAUUAGAGAAGAAAAUAAAUGGGCAGAAGAAACUAGUUGAGCAGUUCUUCAUAAAAUUUAAAAAACAUAUUAUUAUUCUUAAUAGAAAUAGA
Messenger RNA from Paramecium sonneborni, 626 nucleotides. The record is from the annotation of a GenBank genome assembly. Lineage: Eukaryota; Ciliophora; Oligohymenophorea; Peniculida; Parameciidae.